Messenger RNA from Tilletiaria anomala UBC 951, 3657 nucleotides. RefSeq lists its product as uncharacterized. Gene Ontology annotation, biological process: transmembrane transport. Lineage: Eukaryota; Fungi; Basidiomycota; Exobasidiomycetes; Georgefischeriales; Tilletiariaceae. The record is from RefSeq and is a predicted model, not a curated record. The coding region runs from base 290 to 3439 and encodes 1049 amino acids. The transcript has 7 exons. Gene Ontology annotation, molecular function: calcium ion binding; ATP transmembrane transporter activity.
ACGGGCUGGCCCUUGGUAGCGACCACUACUUCACUCUCAUCGCGCACAGCGUGCGCUCUCCAGCACACACCGAUAUACGCAGCAGCAGCAGCAGCGCAACUCGCCUUUCCGGUCAAGCGUCGCAACGGAAGCAGUGGCUGACGGCACCAAGCGGGCAGCGGACCGCACUCCUCGGUGGUCUGCGCGGUUUCCUCCCUGUCUGCGUCGCGAGCGCGUAACCUUUUUCAAAGGCUCCACGCUGAAGGCUUAUGUAGCAGAUACACGGCGGGACGCUUGGAACAGCGACACCAUGAAGGCUGCCGCAUCGACUUCACCAUCCAGUCCUGGCGACAGCACUGCCGGAGAGCCGCCAGAUACGUCUGUGGCACAGGCGUCUCGCAGUAAAGAGCCAUUAGCGAGCGCUGUCAGUGUCGCCAGCGGCAGCAGCAGUGGCAAUCCCUCAGGUGCCAAGAACCAAGGCGCAAAAGCGUCGCAGGCUGGCAACAAGACUGCGACGCAUCUACCGGCUCAUGCAGCGCCCCCUCCGCUCUCCCAACCCGCGUCGACGUCCUUCUUCGGGUCUUCGUGGAUCUCUCCAUCCUCCUCGGCCUCCGCCGCGGCGUCUUCGGCACUCGAGUCGACCGUGCGCAACAAGCAGAAGCUGAUGACGUACGAGCAGUUCCGCGCGCAGGAGCCGCCGCAGGCACGUCUACUGCGUCUGCGUGGCCUCUUCGACAAGCUCAUGGAUGCCGAUGCCGAGCAUGCCCUCGCCGACGGCCGCGCCAAGGAUGAAUGGACGAAGAGCGCGAUCCGUGCCCAGUAUGGCAAAUUCGGCCCGGGAAGGCUGCCCAGCGAGAGCGAUGAGGCUGGAGGGGGAAGCGGUAGCAGGAGCAGUAGCAAUGGGAAACGCAGACGCGAGGCGCCGAUGGCUGUUCCCCCUCGUCCAUCCUAUGCCAACGAGCUUCUCACGCAGUGUCGGAAAUGCCGAGAGGAGCUGGACCGCGAGAGGGCAAAGGAGUAUGAGAGAGAAAGGGCGCGCAUUGCCUGUGCCACUGCAGCUUCGAAUGCUGGUGGCGAUGGCUCUGCAGCGUGGUGGACAUUUGGCGGCUUGCUCGGCGGCAGCGGCAACUGGAUCAGUGUGAACAGCGCGUCGCAGGCGAAAGGAUCAGUCGAAGGGAAAGCCAGCGAAACGUCUGGCCCGCCAUCGGUCGUUCAAACCGUGGUAGGCACCCUGACACCCACUUUCGUGCCUUCAUCCUCAGCGCCACCACCAUCGACCUCCUCUGCCUCGAGCAGCACCUCCUCCACCGUGACAAACGCGUUAUCCUCUGCCGCAUCGUCCAUCUCCUCGCUCUUCACCUCUACAUUCGGAUCGGAAUCGUCCGGCAGCCAAGGUGCACAGCACCCCGAUGCGCCGCCAUCGCCACCACCCGAUCACGAUGGUGAAGCUGGUUGGACAGGCUCCGGCGUCUGGGGUCUCAGCGCCGUCGGGUCAGCACAGCGCGAGAUGGAUCGAAAUGCCCUUGCGGCUUCUUCAUUGCAUCCUAGAGGAUCUGGUCUCUCCCUAUCCUGGUCGAAGAAUGCGACGGGCUCUUCGGUGGCAGCCGACGCGAGCGAAGGCGCGCGUGCUGGGGCGCAGGCACAAGAAGAACGCUCGCGGUGGCAGCAGCGGCAGAUCGAGUGGGAAGGGUUCCUGCGCUAUGCCGAGCAGAAGGAACGCGAGCUUUAUGCCAUCUUCAACGAGCUGGACAAAAAUGGCGACAUGCGUUUGGAUGUGCAGGAGAUUCGAGCUGCGCUGGACAGGGCUGGUCUCGAUGUCCCGCCUAUGUCGCUGGAGGACUUUAUCGCCUCGCUGGCGUCGUCGCGAGUGCAGGGCAAUCAAUAUCCUUAUCCCCCGCGUCGAUCGGGGGUAAAAGAGACCGACAAGCCUUACGUCAGUUUCCCGGAGUUUAGAGACUAUCUGCUUCUUUUGCCUAGGAAGCCGAGCGUCAGCGAGAUUUUUCGUUUCUACCAAGUACGCAAGACGUUCGGACUCUUCCGCGAAGGCGGUAUCUUUGCCGAACUCGCGAGCAGCUGGGGUAAGCAUGAGCGCGGUGCUAGCGCCGUUAACCUCGAUGGCGAUGUCAGCCUUGCUGGUGAGGAGAAGCGCAAGUACGGAUCUGCCUCCCCGGAUGCCUCUUCGGCCACUGUUUUCAAGGAAAACCAUGGCGGCAGCGCGACAGACGCUGCAGGCGGGCAGGCAGCGAAUUCAAGCGAGCAAAGUGGUGGCGAAGCGGCUGCGUCCGACAAGGUCGCACCGGGCGCCGCGGCAUCCGUGGGCCCCUCUUGGGGGAUAGGCACAUUGAAGGCUGCGGGCGGCGCUUCCAAGCCUCCCGGUCAGACGUGCACCGCGAGCCAGGGGCAGGGCGAUGCGAGCAAGGUCGCGCACGGGCACGAGGACGACGAUGACGAAGAGGAGGAGGAGGACGACACGGAUAUGAUCGCCGGCUCCGUGGCGAUCAAGUUCCUCCUUGCAGGCGGCAUUGCAGGCGCAGUCUCGCGCACUGCAACGGCGCCGUUCGACAGACUCAAAGUCUACCUGAUCACCACGUCGCGCAGCAGCGCCACGGUGCAACUGCUCAAUGAGGGCCUUAUCAAGGGCAGCACGAUGCCCACUGCGCAGCAGGCAGGCGCAAGGGGAGUCGGGCUCAUCGGCGAGGCGAUUCACUCCCUGUACAGGGGCGGAGGUGGCAUCAAGGCUUUUUGGGUCGGGAACGGCUUGAACUGCCUCAAGAUCUUUCCGGAAUCUGCGAUCAAGUUCCUCAGCUACGAGACCUCCAAACGGGCAUUCGCCAAGUACGUCGACGGAGUGCAUGAUUCGCGCGACAUUAGCGGCACGAGCCGCUUCAUCAGCGGAGGCAUCGGUGGCAUCACGUCGCAGUUGGCGAUCUACCCGAUCGAGACACUUAAGACGCGCCUGAUGUCCUCACAAGGUGCUGGCGCCAAAACGCGCGCAGAGAGCCAUGCGCUGCUACGCCAAACUGCGCAGGAUAUGUGGCGCCAUGGAGGCCUCCGGACGUACUAUCGCGGCUUGACCGCCGGUCUCAUUGGCGUCUUUCCUUAUUCUGCCAUUGACAUGAGCACGUUCGAAGGCAUCAAGCUGUUCUACAUCAAGUACACCGGCAAGGAUGAGCCAGGCGUACUCGCCCUGCUUGCGUUCGGCAGCAUCAGCGGCUCCGUGGGAGCUACGACGGUCUACCCACUCAAUCUGGUGCGGACUCGAUUGCAAGCCGCCGGAACGCCGGGUCAUCCUGCAACCUACAACGGUUUCUGGGACGUGGUACGCCAGACAUACCGCAACGAGGGCUAUCUAGCAUUUUACAAGGGUCUUGUCCCAACUCUUCUGAAAGUCGUACCUGCCGUGUCCAUCUCCUAUGUUGUCUACGAGCAGAGCAAGAGGCGACUCGGGGUACACAUUUAAAACCGUUGGUAGGGGUACGUAGACAAGUUCAGCAAGUGGUGCAUAGACAGUUCAAUCACUCGCGGCACCUUAUAGAUCAUCUAAUUGUUCAUGUACAACAAUCUCCAAAAUCGCACCGACGAAGAUCGGAUGGCUGUGCUCUACCUCCGUGUAGGAGCUCUUCACCGCGUCCGUAAAUCCACAAUUUCCAGCUGAUCCGCUUGCUCUAAGGUAACAUG